CCUCCUGAGCGUCGCGGUCCCGUGGCUUUGAGCCGUGGGAACAUUCGGUGGCCGCUUCCGCGCUUUUGCUUUACCCUUCUCGAUUGUAGAUUUUACUUCCGGGGGCUUCUCCGUCUUGGCUUUUUCCUUUAUUUAAUUUUCUGUAUUUUGUGUUUUGCUUUCUAAUUGGAAUUACUGGCUUUCGAACCUGCUAAUGUCUUUCGCCCCCUUACCCUCAUUGCUCCUUCCCCGGUUUUGAAGCUACAGAGGUUUUAGGCUCCUCUUUAUGUACUGAGUCUCAAAGGAUGACGUUCUAGGAUGUUUUCUUUACGUUAUUAGAACAGUGAUCUGGAAUCCUUCUUUGUUUGCCUUCAUACAAUGGCCAAGCAGUGUGAAGAGUGCUGGAAGAGGAGAGCAGGUGUGUGGACUAGUUAGCAGGACAGUUGAUUCUACAUUCUAAGUCAUCGUCUUUAUCAUCCAUUGGAGACACACAAGAAGAUGUUUCACAAGACAGAGGAAUUCUUUCCCAAGAAGAUGGAGAGUGAUGUGGAUGAUAUGGACACAUCAGACACGCAGUGGGGCUGGUUCUACCUGGCGGAAUGUGGGAAGUGGCACAUGUUUCAGCCGGAUACCAACAUUCAAUGUUCAGUUAGCAGUGAAGAUAUCGAAAAAAGCUUCAAAACAAACCCUUGUGGCUCCAUUUCCUUUACUACUUCCAAAUUCAGCUACAAGAUAGACUUUGCAGAAAUGAAGCAGAUGAAUCUCGUCACUGGAAAACAGCGCCUGAUAAAAAGGGCUCCUUUCUCCAUCAGUGCCUUCAGUUACAUCUGUGAAAAUGAGGCCAUCCCCAUGCCAACACACUGGGAGAAUGUGAAUACCGAAGUUCCCUACCAGCUGGUUUCCCUGCAGAACCAAACCCAUGAAUAUAACGAAGUUGCCAGUCUCUUUGGGAAAACAAUGGAUCGGAACCGAAUUAAAAGGAUUCAAAGGAUUCAAAACUUAGACUUAUGGGAGUUCUUUUGCAGGAAAAAGGCUCAGCUAAAGAAAAAGAGAGGUGUCCCUCAGAUCAAUGAGCAAAUGCUGUUUCAUGGCACCAGCAGUGAAUUUGUGGAGGCAAUUUGCAUUCACAACUUUGAUUGGAGAAUCAAUGGUGUACACGGUGCUGUCUUUGGAAAAGGAACCUAUUUUGCUAGAGACGCUGCGUACUCCAGCCGUUUCUGCAAAGAUGACAUCAAGCACGGUAACACGUUCCAGAUUCACGGAGUCAGCGUGCAGCAGCGACAUCUGUUCAGAACCUAUAAAUCCAUGUUUCUUGCUCGAGUGCUAAUUGGGGAUUACAUAAACGGAGACUCCAAAUACAUGAGACCUCCUUCCAAAGACGGGAGCUAUGUGAAUUUGUAUGACAGCUGUGUGGAUGACACCUGGAACCCAAAGAUCUUUGUGGUGUUUGAUGCCAACCAGAUCUACCCCGAGUACUUGAUAGACUUUCACUGACCCCGCUUCCCAGGCCCAGUGGUCAAAGCUUUGCUCUCUCGUUGCAGGAGGAUUUGGCCCCCUGUCUUCUAGCCGCUAAAUAUAAAUAUUGGAUACUUUUGAAACAGAUGCAGGAAAGAAUGCGGCUCCAUAUAUAAAGAAGUACUGGCUGUCAGGUUGGUUAUAUGUUGUUCUGUUUCUGUCAGUUACAGUUUUGUUAAAGACCAAUACUGUUGCCAUUUUAACAUACAUCAAUGAGAGCCACUUAAAACCAAAUGAAUUGGGUCUCAUUACCAAGGCUGGGCGGUCUUUAAAGGUCACAUGUUUGUGAUCAGGUCAAGUGAUUUUAGUUUGCGUUCUCCAUUAGGAGAACUAACCCUUUAUAAAUUGAGUUUUGGCAUUAUUGUCUGUCAAUGAGCAUGUCCCUUUGUUGGUCUUCUAAAGGGGGCAUUAAAGCCCUGAAACAGGCCCUGGUGCUCCCAGAGGAAAGAAACAAAGGCAUUGUCUGCCAUGCUGGCAGAUAAACUAGCAGAAGAGAGGCCAAGACAGCCUGCUUCCCACUGCUGUAGGAAGGCAGGCCGCAGCCCCGGAACAGUUCACACCAUUCUCACCUACCUCCCACAGUUGAGUGACCAUAGCUGCCAGUGGUCACCAGCUCACAGUUCAGCCCCCAUUGCUCUGUGAUCCCUGCCUCAAGAUGUUUAUUUUCUCUUUGUUUUCCAGGCCCUGCAGUGAUAAUUUCUAAGAGGCUUUAUCUGUGUCCACCCCCAACCCCCACACACAUAUAGCUGUUCCAUAGUGAUUCCUAAAAUCCACAUGUCUUAGUAGCUGGCUAUUUCCAUUUUGAAUGAUUGUAUGUGAAGAGCAUGAGAUGCUGGGAAGAAGUCUGGUUUCUUUAGAGUAGCGACUGACAGAUCCCAACUCCUGAGCAGCUGUGGAACAGAUUGUGCUCAUGGCUUUGCCUCUCUGCUUCCCUGCUGUGCUGUCCUGAAGAUAAAGUGGACGGCACCAGCUUCCUCCUGCCCGUCAGUGUUCUAGCAGAGGUUAGACAACACCCUAGCAUGGUGUUGUCCAGGUGUUUAAGUAUUAGACUAGGAGCUGCCUCUCUGAUUGUCUACCCAGCAUUGAUUUUCCCAUGAUUCUUCAAGCCAUUCACCUAGAACCUUUCCUAACUCUUAACACUGCAUCUUGUCCUACUGUCCCCAUUCAGCUUUAGCUGAGACAAAGUGAGCACAAUUUAGCUUCUGCUACCCCUGCCUGUGUUGUUCUCUUUAUCAUUUGAAUUGAGAAGCAUCUAGAAAGAAUACAUGUGUGGAACAGGAUUAGGGAUGGUGAUUCUUUCAGCUUCAUAUAUCACCAGAUUUUCCUUAUAGCCCUGAACAUGUGUAAUUGUACAGUGGGUAGUACGUAAACAGCACACAGGAAACUGUAUGCACAAUGCUUGGGAGCUCUGUGGCAGUAAUGACUUCCUGGCUCCAAUGUGUAGGUCUACCACUGGUUGAAGAAAGGACAAAAAGGACACAUUUUAAAACCAACAGUGACCACUGCAGAAGUGCCUGGAGGCAGAUAGGCUAGGCUGCCUACCUGCUCACCAAAACCAGUGUUGGAGGCAUUAGGCAUUCAGGAUCUAUCCGCCUCUUCUAGCUGUGUUCAUGUGAAGUAUUGAAGGCCCCCUUCUCUCAAGGCUGUCUCCCCAGCUUUCCAUGCACACUUCUCUCGGUACUUGAAUGGAAUGACUCUUGUAGUUGGGGUUGUUUCCUUUUAGACUUGUGUAUCCAUGUCAAGGUGACUGAGAAGGCAGGCAGUCUGUUCAAUCAGUCUCCUUCAUUAGGUUGCAUGAGGAAGGCAGGGCACGUCACAGGGCCGCCCUAACGGAGCACUGCAUUGUUGAUGGACUGCCAGCCCCUUUUACAAGAAAAAUGUGAUUUUGAUGCGUGUUUUAAACUAUAAUGACAUAGAAUUCACUCAUGUUAAACUUUCACUUGUUUUGUCUGGUAAGUGUAUAGUGGAGCAUCGUUUCCCCUGCUCAUCAAAACCCAGUGGGAGGGGAGAGUAAGGGAAGCCAUUGCAUAGUGGUGAGCUGUGCUGCAAAGCUGGCUGAAUAAAUUCCGUUGAGUACAAACUUGUCUUAUCUCUGUGUGGAGUCUACACUUGGGGUAAAAAGAAAUGUGUUUAUGGAAAACAUUUUCCUAAAUCUUUUAUCUCCCACCAGCAACAGUUGAGAUUAAUGGAUCAUUUUAUUUCUAGACUGCUGGUGGUGGUGGUGAUGAUGGAGAAUUCCAAUAUUUAAUGUCUGAGUGUAUUGUUUCCACAGUUGUUAAUUAAAGUUUUCUAUAUCAGG
Messenger RNA from Onychomys torridus (southern grasshopper mouse), 3793 nucleotides. It is a transcript of the gene Parp11, whose product is annotated as poly(ADP-ribose) polymerase family member 11. Bases 478 to 1473 code for a protein of 331 amino acids. The transcript is spliced from 9 exons. Gene Ontology annotation, molecular function: NAD+ poly-ADP-ribosyltransferase activity. The record is from RefSeq and is a predicted model, not a curated record. NCBI's taxonomy places the organism in Eukaryota, Metazoa, Chordata, Mammalia, Rodentia, Cricetidae.